UAUUGCUACGAUUUUGGGUCUUUCAGUUAGGUUAUUUUUCGUACCGUAAAUGUCCACAUCCGGACGAUUUCGAUAAAAUUAUCUAUGCAUGACUAUUCGUCGCGAUUGAAAUAUUGACAAGAGGACAUGAAAUUUUCACAAGUACUUAAUACGUACGUACCAAUUUGUAAUACGUUCUGUAUUCAACCCACUACUUACUCCAAUCUUCAUGGGGCGGUUUACUAUAUCAAGAAGGAGUACCUAUAAUAGUAGUUUAUAUUACAUUUUACACACGCAAUUCAGUUAGUGUGCUACAUAUAUAAGUUCUCUCUUUGGAAAAAUAGCAUUCGCCUUUUUUUCUAAAUGGGAAUCUCACAAAACACCGACGCAUUUAAGUUUCAAAGACUAUUAAUGGAAACUGCGGGAUUUUGGCCAAGAAGAGAAGCCUCAAUUUUCUACCUGAUUUACGGAUUAUCUGCCUACGGAAUUGUGGUAUUAUUCGCAGUGUCUUUGCUAUUGAGUACCAUGGUUGUGAAAGAUUUUAAACAGUUAAUUCUAGGAUGGUCGAUGUUUACAGCCAUGCUCAAUUGCUCACUAAAAUUUACGGUUUUCCGUGUUAAAAUGCCGGCCUUUUUGGAGCUUUUGGACUUCAUUCGUUCCCCUCAUUUCUUUUAUCACAGAGAGGAGUUCGACCAUCACCUCAAACGAAUUAUUAAAAUUGCGACUGUUGUGGUGAAGCUGUUUUUUUGUAGCGGCAUGACCACGUAUACCUGUUUAAUAUCGGCUCCGUUAUUUUCGAAAGAGGAAAGAAUCACGCCGUUUCCGUUUCCGUUAGACUUAAAACAGUAUUCUGUCAUGGUUUACAUUUUGGUGUACGUUUUUCAAAGCGUUGCUCUUUUUGCGGCUGCUUGGAUAAGUAUCGGAUUCGAUAAUUUAUCGACGGGAAUGAUGGGUCUGUGUUCCGCGUAUUUUGCUAUUUUACGUCAAACUAUAAUUUUUGCGACUGAAGAAUUUCGCAAUGAAAAACUCGAUAACAUCAAUUUGUAUAGUAAACAUGAUAAGCAAAUUUACAGAGAUUUGAGUGACUGUUCGACUCAUCACCUUGCUGUAAUCAGCUUUACACAACAAAUCGAGAAGAUAUUCUCUUAUGUGUUCUUAAGCCAAUUCUUAUGCAGUGCUGGCGGCAUUUGCCUUUCAGGAUUCACGUUUAUAAACUCAGAACCUGGAAGCCCGGAGUGUAUAUUUGCCUUGAACCUUAUGGGUACACUCAUGUUCCAGAUCACGUUGUAUUGCGCUUACGGAAAUGAAGUUACUGUUCAGAGUGCUAUGGUAUUAGACGCUUGUUACAUGACUGAAUGGAUCUAUUGUGGCCCAGAAGUGCGUCGAAGUUUAUUCCUUAUUAUGGAACGUUCGAAACGUCCGUUGGCGUUAACAGCAGGCAAAUUCGUAAACCUUUCCCUUUCGUCAUUGGUUUCAGUGAUAAAAUCUGCUGGUUCUUAUGCAAUGGUUUUGUAUCAACUGUACCACUCCUAAUCUAUGUAUCGCAUCACGUCACAUUUACACAAGUGUCUUUUUGAAAUAAAGUUUGUGCACAACCAUUUA
Molecule: messenger RNA, 1581 nt
Organism: Photinus pyralis (common eastern firefly)
Lineage: Eukaryota; Metazoa; Arthropoda; Insecta; Coleoptera; Lampyridae
Product: odorant receptor 46a-like
Exons: 5
Coding region: 343-1512 (389 amino acids)
Biological process (GO): detection of chemical stimulus involved in sensory perception of smell; sensory perception of smell
Cellular component (GO): plasma membrane
Molecular function (GO): odorant binding; olfactory receptor activity
Source: RefSeq, a predicted model, not a curated record